Molecule: messenger RNA, 2591 nt
Organism: Gopherus evgoodei (Goodes thornscrub tortoise)
Lineage: Eukaryota; Metazoa; Chordata; Testudines; Testudinidae
Gene: SAE1
Product: SUMO1 activating enzyme subunit 1
Exons: 8
Coding region: 23-1369 (448 amino acids)
Biological process (GO): protein sumoylation
Cellular component (GO): cytoplasm; SUMO activating enzyme complex
Molecular function (GO): SUMO activating enzyme activity
Source: RefSeq, a predicted model, not a curated record
UCAGGUGGCGCGCGGCGGCGGGAUGGUGGAGCAGGAGGGUGGCGGCUCGGGCGGCAUCAGCGAGGAGGAGGCGGCGCAGUAUGACCGGCAGAUCCGGCUGUGGGGGCUGGCGGCGCAGCGCCGGCUGCGAGCAUCCCGGGUGCUGCUGGUUGGCAUGAAGGGCCUGGGAGCAGAAGUGGCAAAGAACCUCAUCUUGGCAGGGGUCAAAGGCCUGACCAUGCUAGACCAUCAGCAGGUAUCGCAGCAGGACACUAGAGCUCAGUUCCUGAUUCCCGUGGGCUCGCUGGGCCGCAACAGAGCCGAAGCCUCUUUGGAACGGGCUCAGAACCUCAACCCCAUGGUAGACGUGAAAGCUGACCCGGAAAAUAUCGAAAACAAAGCCGAAGAUUUCUUUACUCAGUUUGAUGCUGUGUGCCUGACGUGCUGCUCCCGCUGCGUCAUGGUGAAGGUCGAUCAGAUCUGCCACAGAAACAGCAUCAAGUUCUUCACCGGAGACAUCUUUGGCUACUAUGGCUACAUGUUCGCCAACCUGGGGGCACACGAGUUCGUGGAAGAGAAGACCAAGGUCACCAAAGCCAGCCAGGGAGUGGAAGACGGGCCUGACACCAAAAAAGCCAAGCUUGAUUCAACAGAGACAACCAUGGUGAAAAAGCGGGUGGUUUUCUGCCAGCUGAAGGAAGCACUGGCAGUCGACUGGAGCAGUGAGAAGGCAAAGGCAGCCCUGAAGCGCACCGCCCCGGACUACUUCCUGCUCCAGGUGCUGCUGAAGUUCCGGGCGGAUAAAGGGAGGGACCCGUUGCCAGAGAGCUAUGCCGAAGACGCCGAGCUUCUGCUGCAGAUGCGAAAUGAGGUGCUGGACUCCCUGGGCGUCGGUGCGGGCCUGCUGCCCGAUGACUUCGUCAGGCCCUCUCCCAGCGGGAUCCACCCCACAACAACUUCUUCUUCUUCGAUGGCAUCAAAGGGAACGGGGUCGUUGAAUGCCUGGGUCCCCACUGAGCCUGGAGCCAGCGUGUCGGCCUUCAGCUUCAGUUCACCACCCGGUGCCCCUGGAGCCUCCCUGCAGUGCCUGGCCAGCCGUGGCGUGGUGCCGCUGGAGCCUGCUUGCACCACAUUCCCCUCCAGCCACCACAGGCAUGGCCCCCACGCGUGCUGCGGGGCGCAGCCCUGUGCCAGGGCAGUGGGAUGGGGAUAUAGCAAUCCCUCUGUGUGUUCUCCUGGGCUCUCGAAUAAACUCUCUUCUUCCCAGGCUGGCUCUUUUCCUUCCAGGGCGGGAGCCCCCUCUCCCUGGCUGCGCUGCUGUAAGCGGUGGCAGGCGGCUUGUCACACCAAGCUGCCCAGUGCUGCUGGGCCCAGGCCCCCUCGGUCUUAGCGGCUGCUGGCAUGGGUCCUGCUUUGCCCUGCUGCGGGGGAAACUGCCUCUGUGCAUCCACUCUGAGCCACUGCUCAGGGGAAAGGGCACAACCAGGCCGGUGCAGGGCAGGCUGCCCAGCCUCCUGGUGUGGGGCUGGGGGGUGCAGGGGAAGCACUUAAGACUGAAAUAGCUCAGCUAAGUGGCACUUCCCUGGGAGUGGGCUGGGCUCACUUGUGCCAGGACUGGCCAUGCUGUGGAGAUCCUGGGCUGCCAGGGGGCCGAGGGCAGGGGUGGCACUGCUGCUUUCCACAUGCCCCCCCACUUGUGUCGUGCUGCUGGACAGGAGCUCGGACAGAGCCCACUGGCCCUGUGGGGGCCUGUUGUUCCCUGGCCCUCGUGAGGUGGGGUCAGGCAUGGAGUGGAGGUGGCUGGGUUGCUCUGGUGGGCAGGGGUGCAGCACUGCAGGAAUGGUGCCAGAGGCCCCUGGCAGCUGUUCCCUUUCCACACCCAGCUCUGGCUCUGUGGGCAGGGGCCCUGGGUGGGCCAAGUCAGCCUCUGGCUUCCUGUUCUAAAAUUGGCCUUGACUUAGCUCUGAAAUAGCCUCUGCGAGCGGCCAGUCCGAGGGCGCCGGGGAUCUCCUGUGGUUGGGAGUGACACAGAGGCCUCUUUGCUUAAAUCCAGUUUUAUUGAAAAGGAAACGUAGAAAACCAAAGUCACUGCUCAUGUACAGCAAGCGUGUCCCCGUAUGUACAGUGUCCCCCUAUGUACAGCACGGCCCGGUACCGGUCUGUAUAUACAACACCUCUCCCUGUACAGUGUCACUAUGUACAGUAUUUACAGUGCUCCUGCCGCCCCUGCCAAGGCCCCCCCUGCUCUGGGCGCAGCGCCGGGCUCAGGGCUGGCCAUGCCCGGAGCCACAGCAGCAAGCUGUGCGUGGGGAGGCAACGGGACAGGCGGGGCCCCCCCCACUCCUCAGGCUGCCCACGGCAUGGGGAGGAAGCAGCAGGACGGCUGGCUGAGCCCACUUCAGAGUUUGCCCUCCCUGCCACUGCCGGAGCCCAGCUCUUCCCGCUGUCCUGAGGGGAGUCGGGGGUGAGGCAGAGGCAAUGCCUGCGGCCGUCACAUGCAUGUCCGCCCCCUGUCACAAUUGCGUGGCGCUCCCUGAGGAACAGUGGGGGGAGCCUGCGGGGGCCGCUCCCCGCUAUGGGGCCCUGCACUGUGGGGCUCCCAGUCAGUACUC